Pomacea canaliculata is the source of this 480-nucleotide messenger RNA. Its product is annotated as 60S ribosomal protein L35-like. Gene Ontology annotation, biological process: maturation of LSU-rRNA from tricistronic rRNA transcript (SSU-rRNA, 5.8S rRNA, LSU-rRNA); translation. NCBI's taxonomy places the organism in Eukaryota, Metazoa, Mollusca, Gastropoda, Architaenioglossa, Ampullariidae. The transcript is spliced from 4 exons. The coding region runs from base 58 to 429 and encodes 123 amino acids. Gene Ontology annotation, cellular component: cytosolic large ribosomal subunit; ribosome. The record is from RefSeq and is a predicted model, not a curated record. Gene Ontology annotation, molecular function: mRNA binding; structural constituent of ribosome.
ACUUGUGGUAUAUUUAUCCCGGUUUGCAAGUCUCUUCUUCCGGUUUCUCCAUACAACAUGGGCAAGGUCAAGGCUAAAGAUCUACGUGGAAAGAAAAAGGAUGAGCUGAUGAAGCAGCUCGAGGACCUAAAGCAGGAGCUGCAGUCCCUUCGCGUUGCUAAAGUAACAGGGGGAGCAGCUUCCAAGCUUGCCAAGAUCCACACCGUGCGCAAGUCUAUUGCUCGUCUUUUGACUGUAAUGAACCAGACCAAAAAGGAGAACUUGAGAAAAUUCUACCGCCCCAAGAAGUACCGUCCUAAGGAUCUUCGACCCAAAAAGACACGUGCCCUGCGACGAGCCCUGACAUCAUAUGAGCUGUCCCUUAAGACAAAGAAACAGCAGCGCAAAGAGCGCUUGUACCCACAGCGAAAAUUUGCAGUUCGAGAAUAAUUGUGCUGUUGUUUAGUUUGGAUGUCACAAUAAAGGGGAGGAAAUACCUUA